AUGGAGGAGAUAGAAGGAACCAACAGAGCAGCUGUAGAGAGUUGUCAUAGAGUUCUUAACCUCUUAUGUAGACCACAGCAGCAACAAGAAGACCAUGGUUACGACAGGAGUUUGGUGUCUGAAACUAGAGAAGCUGUGUUUAGGUUCAAGAGAGUGUCGACUCUGCUAAGCAAGAGUGUGGGUCAUGCCAGGUUCAGAAGAGCCAAGAAACUUCAGACCCAUUUGUCUCAAAGCCUCUUCCUUGAUCCUUGUCACCAAAGAACAGAGCUUCCACCACCUCAGAAACCACCGGUUCUCCGGUCUGGUUUCCAUGAUUUGAGCUUGAGGCCCAGUGAUUCCCUCACUCUAGGGACCAGGUCCUUUGUGUCUUCACUUAGCAUAGAUGGGAGCGUCGCUGAAGGAAAAAGCUCCUUCCAUUUGGUAGGAGUUCCGAGUUCAACGGAUCAGAACUCACAACACUCUAAGAGAAAGUGCCUGAUGAAAGGAGACGAACAUGGAAGCAUCAAAUGCGGUAGCUCUAGCCGAUGCCACUGCUCUAAGAAGAGGAAACAUCGGGUUAGGAGAUCGAUCAGAGUGCCAGCUAUAAGUAACAAAGUGGCAGAUAUCCCUCCUGAUGAUUAUUCAUGGAGAAAAUAUGGUCAGAAACCCAUCAAGGGCUCUCCUUAUCCCAGGGGAUAUUACAAAUGCAGUAGCAUGAGAGGUUGUCCAGCGAGGAAACACGUUGAGAGAUGUCUGGAAGAUCCAGCAAUGCUUAUUGUUACUUAUGAAGCAGAGCAUAACCACCCGAAACUGCCAUCUCAAACCGUAACAACUUAA
Thlaspi arvense is the source of this 816-nucleotide messenger RNA. The record is from the annotation of a GenBank genome assembly. Lineage: Eukaryota; Viridiplantae; Streptophyta; Magnoliopsida; Brassicales; Brassicaceae.